UCACUUCUAGAGAGAGAGAGAGAGAGCUCGAGGGGAAGGGGGAGAGAGAGAGGAGGACGAAGACGACGACAAUGGCGAAGAGCGGCGGCGGCGCCGUACGAUGCCAGAGGAUCGGGUGCGACGCUAUGUUCACGGACGACGACAACGUCGAGGGAUCAUGCCGAUACCACGAUUCCGGACCUAUAUUUCAUGAUGGUAUGAAGGAAUGGAGCUGUUGCAAGCAAAGAAGUCAUGAUUUUAGCUUAUUUUUAGCUAUUCCUGGAUGCAAGACAGGCAAACAUACUACUGAGAAACCAGUUACCAAAGCUGUCUCUGCAAACCCUCGAAAGCCGGUUCCAGUUCCAUCUGCCACUCAAAACAUUAAAAGUGAUGACUCUUGUUCAAGAUGUCGCCAAGGCUUUUUCUGCUCUGAUCAUGGAUCACAGGGAAAGCCAUCAAAGCCAGCCACAGCAAAUGCCCCCAAAGAAGAAACUGUUGUUAAGGAUCCUGCUCCUACUAAGAAGAUAGUCAAUCUGAAUGAGCCGCGCACAUGCAAAAAUAAAGGAUGCGGAAAAACCUAUAAGGAGAAGGAUAAUCAUGAAACCGCUUGUGAGUACCAUCCAGGACCUGCAGUUUUCCAUGACAGGAUGAGGGGGUGGAAAUGCUGUGACAUUCAUGUGAAGGAGUUUGAUGAGUUCAUGGAGAUACCUCCAUGCACAAAGGGAUGGCACAACGCAGACGCAGCGUGAGUCGCGGCUAUCAAACCAAUUGUUCGCGUAAACCUUUUGUAGUACUAGUGGGCAUUCUGCUUCUAACACUAGUGGCAUCUGCUCUAUUAUUCUAGUCGCUCGGAAGUGUUAUUAAUCUCUUGUCAAGGGGACUAUGUAAUCUGUUGUUAUCUAUAAUUUUUGAUUAAAUAGUUGCCAUUGUCCAAUGUGAAGCUUGAUGUGUUGUGGAUCUAGUAUAAAACAGUCACUAACUUACAAGAGUUUGUAAUCUGAUAUUUAGUCCUAUUUUAACUUAAAUCUAAGAAUGUUUGCAUAGGAGAGGUAAUGUAGUUGGUUUGGUUU
This is a messenger RNA of Ananas comosus (pineapple), 1049 nucleotides long. RefSeq names its product cysteine and histidine-rich domain-containing protein RAR1. Gene Ontology annotation, molecular function: Hsp90 protein binding. The transcript has 6 exons. The record is from RefSeq and is a predicted model, not a curated record. NCBI's taxonomy places the organism in Eukaryota, Viridiplantae, Streptophyta, Magnoliopsida, Poales, Bromeliaceae. Bases 72 to 728 code for a protein of 218 amino acids. Gene Ontology annotation, biological process: defense response to bacterium; defense response to fungus. Gene Ontology annotation, cellular component: cytoplasm; nucleus.